CGUUGGCUGAAAGCCGCGAGUUUUUGUUUUGUGAGCUAAAACUGGGAAGUUCUUCCCUUUAGCAACUAGCUUGCAUCAUGUUACCAAAUCCAAGGUGCAUUUCUACAUGACGUAUAUCUGAUUUAAUACGCGUAUUCCUUCAAUUUAUAUCACAGCAGCUCAGAAAAUGUCAGAGAAAGAAGACACUCACCAGAGGCUGAAGGCAGCGGUUCAUUACACGGUAGGUCGUUUAUGUCAGAGGGUCGCAGAGGAGCACCGGAGGGAGUUCAGCCGGCAGGCCGUGGCAGCCAUAGCAGAGACCACAUUCAGAGAGUGCGAUAUAUUUGCCAAAGAUCUAGAAGCUUUUGCAAGACAUGCUAAAAGAACUACGGUGUCUGCAGAGGAUGUGAAGCUUCUAGCUCGUCGCAGUACUGCUCUGUCCAGACACAUACAAAAUAAAAGUGAAGAAUUGGCCCAGGAGCAGAAAGAUACCAGAAAGAAGAAUACAGGGAAGAGGAAGAGCAGAGACACAGAGGAGGAAAGUAAAGAAUGAGGACACUGGGAAGCCUGCAGCACCUGACAUAUGCCCAACAUGGAUAGAAAAACAAGACUGACCAAAAAAGGCUGCUUCAAUGUCAAUUUGAUGUUUUGUCCUGAUCGAUUCAUACAACUGUUUAUUUUUGUGCGUGUUUAUAAUGAAACAAACCCUCAAAUGAGCAAAGAUGCAUUUAUUUUACGGACAUGUUCUAUAACUUUUAUAUACAUAAAGUUCUUAUGCCAGUUUGGGGUGGCAGAUUUUUAUAAAAAGUUUGACCCACAGUAAAAAUGUAACCCCCCCGCAGAUGCUGCCUUACCUAUUGGAGUCAAAUAACCUAAUUUAUGCAGAAAAAUGGGUUAAUAAUAAAGCAGAUAAAUGAGUACAAA
Molecule: messenger RNA, 903 nt
Organism: Cyprinodon tularosa
Lineage: Eukaryota; Metazoa; Chordata; Actinopteri; Cyprinodontiformes; Cyprinodontidae
Gene: cenps
Product: centromere protein S
Exons: 5
Coding region: 167-532 (121 amino acids)
Biological process (GO): resolution of meiotic recombination intermediates; replication fork processing
Cellular component (GO): FANCM-MHF complex; Fanconi anaemia nuclear complex
Molecular function (GO): chromatin binding; protein heterodimerization activity
Source: RefSeq, a predicted model, not a curated record